UUCUACAACUCAACCCUCAACUCUCAACCCUCUGUGUGUGUAUGAGAGAGAGAGAGAGAGAGAGAGAGAGAGUAGAAGUCUUACUUGUCUCUGAGUAAAUUGAAGCAGCUAGCUUAGCUAACAGCUAUGGUUUCUUUUCAAGCUCAUCCCCUUUCUCCAAACCAGAAGAAGGCAAUCACAGAGUCUGAGAAUUCAUCCAAGAAAAGAAAGUGGGAUGAUGAGCCAUAUGAUGGUCACGAUCAUGAUCAAGUCGAACAAAUUUUCGAAAAGCGUUGGAAACCACAAAACACAGCCAAAUCCUUGUUUGAUAUUGAGCUUCACCAAGAGACUCCAUUGCCUUUGGAGUGGCAAAGAUGCCUUGAUAUUCAGUCAGGGCAGAUACACUUUUACAAUACAAGAACACACAUGAAGACUUCUAGGGACCCAAGGAGGAGCCCUGAGCCCCCAAGUCCAGCUCCUCACAUGAGCUUAGACCUUGAGCUCAACUUGAGAUCCUGUGAGUCAAUGAUCAGGAAAGCCAAUAUUUCAGAUCACAACAGUGAAAACUCCAGGCCUAAUUCAGACAUUUCCCUUCACAAUUUCCAUGAUCUUUUCAUGGAACCCAGCAGACCAACAAAGAGCAAAAACCCAUCAAGGCUGGGGCUCCAAAUUGAUCAUCUUCAUCACCAAGAGAUGGUAGCCACUGUGUGCAUGAAGUGCCACAUGUUGGUUAUGCUGUGCAGGUCUUCACCUGCAUGCCCAAAUUGCAAGUACAUGCACCCACCUGAUCAAACCCCACCAACCCUUUUCAAGCCAAGGUGUAGUAGCUUCAUGUGUUAGUUGUAAGAUCAAAAUCAAGCUUAUUAAGUUUAUUUAAGAGAAGAUAUAUAAAUAUGUAACAGAGUUAAUUCUGUGUUCAAGACUUGUCUCCCUUGGAGGCUUUAAUAUGCUAAGAGAUACUGACCUUUUUAUAUAAUGUAAAUAUGCAUUAUGCUUA
This is a messenger RNA of Prunus mume (Japanese apricot), 976 nucleotides long. RefSeq names its product E3 ubiquitin-protein ligase. The record is from RefSeq and is a predicted model, not a curated record. Gene Ontology annotation, molecular function: protein binding. NCBI's taxonomy places the organism in Eukaryota, Viridiplantae, Streptophyta, Magnoliopsida, Rosales, Rosaceae.